AUGUCUCACGGGGAUCCCAACACGUUUGGCGCGGCCAAUUACCGCGCCAGCAACGACCUUGUCGACCUUGUCGACCUGGACAGCGUGGACGACCCGUUCCGCGACCCUGCGCCAGAGCCUGCCAGCUCUGCCGCCGCGUUUGCCAACGUGGCAAACGACUACGACGCGGCCGGGCCCCUGCACGACAACCCGUUCGACUCGGACGUUCUGAGCGACUACGAGAGCGACAACUACGGGCCCGCAGGCUCCAGCGGCGGCCUGCGCUCUGUGCACGCCGCCGCCGGAACCAGCCACCGACACGGCCAACGUGUUCGACAUCCGCCGGUACUUCCGCAAGCACAACAACACCGACGACACGAGCCCGCGCACGAUCUACAUCAACGACCCGCAGACAAACGCACGGCUCGGCUACUACGACAACCACAUCAGCACCACCAAGUACAACUUCGUCACGUUUGUGCCCAAGUUCCUGUUCGAGCAGUUCUCCAAGUACGCGAACCUGUUUUUCCUGUUCACGUCGGUGAUCCAGCAGGUCCCGUCCGUGUCUCCGACCAACAGGUACACCACGAUCGGCACGCUGAUGGUGGUGCUGCUUGUUUCGGCCGUCAAGGAGAUCACCGAGGACAUCAAGCGCAACUCGUCCGACAACGAGCUGAACCGGUCCAAAAUCGAGGUUCUGGACCUCCGAACGGGCCAGUACGUGAUGAAAAAAUGGAUCAACGUCAAAGUCGGCGACAUCGUCAAGGUGAACAGCGAGGAGCCGUUUCCCGCGGACCUGAUCCUGCUGAGCUCGUCCGAGCCGGAAGGGCUGUGCUACAUCGAGACGGCGAACCUGGACGGCGAAACGAACCUGAAAAUCAAGCAGUCUCGCGAGGAGACCGCCGGGCUGAUGUCGCCGCAGCAGCUGGUCCAAUGCCAGGGCAAAAUCCUCAGCGAGCGGCCCAACAGCAGUCUGUACACGUACGAGGGUACGCUGUACCUGAACGGGCGCGAGAUCCCGCUGAGCCCGGACCAGCUGCUUCUGCGCGGCGCCAGUCUGCGCAACACGGUCUGGAUCCAGGGAAUCGUGGUGUUCACGGGCCACGAGACGAAGCUGAUGCGCAACGCGACGGCGGCGCCGAUCAAGAAGACCGACGUCGAGCGGAUCAUCAAUCUGCAGGUGAUUGCGCUGUUUGGCAUUCUGCUGGUGUUGUCGGUGGUCUCGUCGCUCGGCGACAUUCUCAACAUCGCCUUCAUGAAAAACCAUCUGGGCUACCUCUAUCUGGAAGGAACGAGCAAGGUGAAGCUGUUUUUCGCCGACAUCCUGACGUACUGGGUGCUUUUCUCGAACCUCGUGCCGAUCUCGCUGUUUGUCACCGUUGA
Messenger RNA from Ogataea angusta, 1362 nucleotides. RefSeq lists its product as uncharacterized. The record is from RefSeq and is a predicted model, not a curated record. NCBI's taxonomy places the organism in Eukaryota, Fungi, Ascomycota, Pichiomycetes, Pichiales, Pichiaceae. The transcript has 2 exons. The coding region runs from base 1 to 1362 and encodes 453 amino acids.